CCGAGUCCUUGCAGUGGCGACACGACUUUCUCCGGCCUGGAAUGUGCCAGUUGGCAGCAUUUCCUGACGGAUGUCUCCACCCUCUAUUUUAUCCGAUAUAAAGAAGCAGAGACAUCUCCACACACCGUCUUCUUCACCUCAGUGUCGAGAUGUCUGUUAGUUACCACGUUACCGUAUAUACUGGGGACUUGCCCCUCGCAGGCACAACGGAUGAAAUUUCCCUAUCUUUAGUGGGGUCGCUUCGGAGCUCGGAAACAUUUCGUUUCUCGAGCCUGACUCUGUUUAAAAGAGGGGGCAGUAAAAGCCUGGAGGUGAAAACACAGUCCGACCUCGGCGACAUUCUGCUGGUGAAGCUGUUCAAAGAGAAACGCUUUCCGCUUUGCGAGGACAGCUGGUAUUGUAGUCACAUCACGGUGCAAACUCUAACCAACAUCUCCUCUUUCCCAUGCUACAUCUGGCUGAGUGGUGUUGACUCCCUGGAUGUCUUGGAAGGAACUGCCUGGAAACGACAUGAGUCUGGUUCGGCCAUCCUGGAGGAAUAUCGGAAAAAGGAAAUGCAGAAGAGACAAGACAUGUACCAGUGGAGAACUUUUGCACCAGGAAUUCCAAAAAGCAUUAACUGUGCAAAGAGCAGUGACUUACCGAGAGAUGCAGUGAUGCCAUUCGGCAGGAAGGUCCGCACCUUCUAUAACAUAGAUGCUGCCAUUGUGAAGCUCGGACUGCUGCCACUGAAGAUGUGCCAUAAGGUGUGGAUUACGCUGAGCGAAUUACAAACCCUCUGUGAGGUCAACAGAGAUCCAGUCGCAGAAUACGUGAAGAAACAUUGGAAAGAAGACAGAUUCUUCGGCUGUCAGUACCUGAAUGGAUCAAACCCUGUUCUCAUCCAACAGUGCAGCGAGAUCCCAGCAAAGUUCCCCGUUACAGACGAAAUGGUCGCCCCCAUCCUGGCGAAAGGCACCACCCUCCAGCAGGAGGUCCAGAAUGGCAAUAUCUUCAUCGUUGACUACGCGUUACUGAACGGAAUUGCAGCCAACACAAAGCCAAAUCAGCAAUACCUCGAAGCACCGAUGUGUCUCUUGUACCUGAAUCCAAGGAAUGAAUUACUUCCCAUUGCAAUCCAGAUCAAACAGGAGCCGGGUCCAGAGAACCCCAUCUUCCUUCCGACGGACAGCAAAUACGACUGGCUGCUGGCCAAGGUCUGGGUUCGUCACGCUGAUACACAGGUCCACCAGCUCGUCUCACACCUGCUGAACACUCAUCUGUUUGCCGAAGUCUUCUGCAUCGCGACCCUCCGGAAGCUUCCGAGCGCACACCCCGUCUUUAAGCUUCUGAUGCCUCACCUGAAAUUCACUUUAUACAUCAACACCGAAGCAAGAGGUCUCCUGAUCUCAGAGGGUGGGGUCUUUGAUCAGGCUUUUUCUACGGGAGAGACGGCCAAACUGAGAAUCCUGCAGCGUGCUCUGGCGAACACGACCUACUCAUCUCUGUGCCUCCCGGACAAUGUGGCCUCUCGAAGAGUGGACAAGAUCCCCAACUACUAUUACAGAGAUGAUGCUCUGAAGAUCUGGCACGCCAUCAACAACUUCGUGGCAAACAUUGUUGACAUUUACUACAAGAGCGAUGCAUCCGUCCAGGAGGAUGAGGAAAUUCAUGAAUGGGCAAAGGAAAUCUUCACUGAAGGAUUCCUGGCUAAACAGUCCUCAGGUUUCCCCACGUCAUUCUCCACCAAGGGCGAUCUCGUCAAGUACCUGACCAUGGUCGUAUUCAGUUGUUCUGCCCAGCACUCUGCAGUGAAUGCCGGACUGUUUGACUGGGGAUCCUGUGUCCCCAACAGUCCUUCCACCAUGCAGAAACCAGCGCCCACAGAAAAGGGGAAAGUCACUGAGGAAGACAUCUUAAACACCUUGCCGAUGAAAAGUGCCUCGGUGGUGGUCCUUGCAACCAUCCAUCUGCUCAGUGGACCAUCUCCCUCUGAAGCGAGCUUGGGUACGUACAUGGAACAACGCUUCAUUGAACCGGAAGCUAAGGAAUGCAUCCAGAAGUUCCAGAAAGAACUCGUGUACAUCGAGAAUGAGAUAAAGAAGCGCAAUGAGGGCCUUGAGCUGAAGUAUACGUACCUUAUGCCAAGUGUCAUCGAGAACAGUGUGGCGAUAUGAAGGCCCAUCCCACCGCUGGCCAUUGCUUCCUCUGUGCUUUAUGCUUUGGGGUCAGAUGAGAAUUCAAGCCUCAAAUUUCUAUAGCGCUUAUUGCCAAACUGACUCCACUUCUUCCUUCCUACCUUCCUCUCUCUGACCUGGAUGAGGCAGAUUUGAUGCCUACAUCUCCUCAAUGAAUGCCAAGUCCCCUACUUCACGAUUGCCAGUGAGGGAUCCUCUUCAAAACAGAAUCCUUAUCCAAUGAACCCCUUCUGUAUCCUCUCCAAAGCCUCCAAGCCCUUGCAGUAACAGGGUGAUCGGAACUGCUGCUGAUACUCAGACAGGUACCUUACCAAACUUCACUACAGUGCAAGCUCCACUCAUGUACGCAGUACACUGAUCAAUAAAGGCAAAUGUACGCCUUCUCCACCACCUUCUCCACUUGCAGAGCAACUUGCAGCUCUGGACUUGGACCCCAAGAUCACUCUGGACAUCUCUUCCCCCAUCCCUCUUUCAGAACUGCGCAUCAUUUUCAGCUUUUUCUGUUAUGGCUUCCAAUUUCCAGCAUAUGCAGAUUGUUGUGGCUGGCUUUCUGGCAGCGUUCUACCUGAGCUUUGCACUCCGGGACUGCUGGGCUUCACGCUGAAUGUGAUCAUUAGGAGGUUGCAAUAAAUGUGAUCG
Messenger RNA from Hypanus sabinus (Atlantic stingray), 2816 nucleotides. Its product is annotated as polyunsaturated fatty acid 5-lipoxygenase-like. Gene Ontology annotation, biological process: linoleic acid metabolic process; lipid oxidation. The transcript has 14 exons. Lineage: Eukaryota; Metazoa; Chordata; Chondrichthyes; Myliobatiformes; Dasyatidae. Gene Ontology annotation, molecular function: iron ion binding; oxidoreductase activity, acting on single donors with incorporation of molecular oxygen, incorporation of two atoms of oxygen; protein binding. The record is from RefSeq and is a predicted model, not a curated record. The coding region runs from base 150 to 2156 and encodes 668 amino acids.